Molecule: messenger RNA, 1198 nt
Organism: Meloidogyne enterolobii
Lineage: Eukaryota; Metazoa; Nematoda; Chromadorea; Rhabditida; Meloidogynidae
Source: the annotation of a GenBank genome assembly
AAUGUUUCUUUCACUUGUAACAAUUCUUCAAUUAUUUUUUAUUUCUGCUAAAUUGGAUAAAAUGACAAAAAACAUCAAAAUAACUUCAGAAGACGAAAAAUUAAGAGAUCAAGAAGGGUAUUUGGCAAUAAAGGCAAUUCAUGGUGUUUUGGAUAAUGACCAGUCUGGGUCUAUUGAACGUUAUGAAUCGGCAGAUUUUUUAACAGAAGAUUUAAAAUUUGGCGAAUCUGAACGCGAAAAAAGAGAAAAAGCUUUUCAUGGGAAUGAUGAGUCAAUAACCGUUGAUGACCUUUGGGAUGCUUGGUUUCAAUCAGAUGUUAGAGAAUGGGACGAAAAACAAGUAAUCGAUUGGCUGGUAAAUGGUGUGAAAUUGCCUCAAUAUGUCAAUAAUUUUAUGAGGGAAGGAAUUACUGGAAUUGAUUUUCCAAGAUUGGCAGCUCAAAAUUCAUCAAUAUUUAAUUCUCUGGAUAUCAAAAAUUCUGUUCAUCGUCAAAAACUCCAAUUAAAAGCUUUGGAUUUAGUUUUAUUUGGAUCUCAAGAUUCUUCCUCUUUAAUUAAAGAUAUUGCUUUGGCUAGUCUACUUAUUUGUUUAAUUAGUUUAUUGAUUAUAUUCAAAGCAUACAAAAAUAGAGCAAAAAAACAAAUGGAAGAAUUAUCGACCAGAUUGAGUAAAUUGAGGGAUAUGGAGACUGAUUUUGAGGGAGUACAUCAACAACAAAAAUUUGAAGAAGAGAAUAAAGUUCAACAACAACAACCUACAGAAGAUAGCAAUGGGGAAGUUAAUGCAGCAAAAGGAUAUAAUUAUAAUCCAGUUCUCGAUUUUGAAAAUGAACAAAAACUUUUGGGUGUUGGAGGAGGUGAUUUAAGUAUUGGAGGGAUGGAUGGAGGAGAACAUUUCUUUUUUCUUCAGACUUUGCUUAGGCGAACUUAUGAAAUUGAAUCAGCAUAUUUAGGUAUUUAUAGUAAUUGUUUUUAUGUUAUGUCUUUUCCCCAUAUAUUUUCAUCUUAUUUUACCUGGCCGACUGAAUCCUUCAAGGAUUUCGGUUUUAAUAAAUUAUUUUGGUAUCCCUUAUUUUCCCUCCUUCCCUUUUCUUCUGUUUUCUUUAGAGUAGAACAAGACCGAUUACCGCCCGGUUUAAUAUUUCCUUGUGGCGGGCCAAAAAGAUGUUACGACCGGAGGUGUCCGAGAUUUGACUGA